AUGAUGCUAGAAGGAAAUAAGAGAGAAUUAAAGUACUUUGAGAAUCUCACAUAUGUUGGGAACACUCGAACGUUAGCGACAGCGCAAGGCGGCGAUCCCAGCAAAGAUCUUUGUGGCCAACCCCUUCCUUCUGUGCCACCGGGAUACAGCGCCGAUCUUCGCAGUAAGGUCUCUCCUCUGCGUCCCUCUGACCAACUUGUCGACAUCCGCUAACGAGCCACGCUCGCUCGCAGGAGGCAUUGCUUCGAUUCGGCACGGUCACGCGGGGCAUCUGGGAUUUCAAGCUUGAGUACCAGAACGAUGCCCUGCGGAUUUUCUCGACUGCACUCGCAACGGCCGGUUCAGACCUGCACAAGCUCGUACGUGCCUUGCAUUCUACCUUGCACUCGCAAUCGUACUGAUCUUGGGACCUUGAGGGCUAGACGCAACCCGUUUGCACGAUCAGAUUGGCCGAGUGCAGCGAAAAGAGGUCGACAUGCUCUGGAAUCGCUUGGAGUUACCUGGCCGAGGUUUCCUCACGCGGCCCCCCGUCGCAGUUGCCAGUGGUCACUCGCCACCGAAAGGCACCCACUGGCCACGAAUUUCGGCUCCGGACGUAUCGUGCACCCAGAAUCUCUCAUCGCCGAGAGAGCCAGACCAGACCGCCUGCAGUGCCAGUGGACCGACCAAUCAGACUAUCAGGUGUACCCGGCCGAUUCAGGACAGUGAUCGUGAAUUUGGCGGCGCGCUGCCACAAGAAAUCCAUGCCGGGCCUACGUUGGUACUACUAACCGCAAAGGCUCUGUAG
Messenger RNA from Microbotryum saponariae, 787 nucleotides. The record is from the annotation of a GenBank genome assembly. NCBI's taxonomy places the organism in Eukaryota, Fungi, Basidiomycota, Microbotryomycetes, Microbotryales, Microbotryaceae.